Gossypium raimondii (Peruvian cotton) is the source of this 1108-nucleotide messenger RNA. RefSeq lists its product as uncharacterized. The transcript has 3 exons. Bases 1 to 798 code for a protein of 265 amino acids. The record is from RefSeq and is a predicted model, not a curated record. NCBI's taxonomy places the organism in Eukaryota, Viridiplantae, Streptophyta, Magnoliopsida, Malvales, Malvaceae.
AUGUGGGUUGGCCAUUAUCAUGAGUGUCAUGCACCAAUUUCACCGGCUCAGAUUGCCAUUUACUGUCAUUCAAUAUUGAAGCAUAUAAAUAGAACUGUGGUUGGAUCUGGUUGUUCACGACAUACUGCUCUUCACUCUCAAUAUAAUCGUUUACCCAGUUUUAUUCAGUUCCAGACAGCCGCUUUCUCCAACAUGAGUGUCUUUUAUCAGGAAGAGCAACCCCGUCAAUCCAAGAGAUGCAAGUUCCUAGCUACAGUUCUGAAGGAAGCAUUUUCCAAUUGCCGUACAUUCAAUGGACGGCGUUCUGAUUCAGGUCUAGAGGAAGAAUAUUCAACAAGCGACAUCAAUGAUGUAUCCCAAGAAGUUGUUUCCGAAAUUCGAAGUCGAGCAAUGGAGAAGAUGAAGCACAGGCCGAGUCUAGUAGCAGAAAGCUUUUCAUGGGUAUUAUCUCCAUCAAAGCAGGCCAAAGGACGAGACAAAGAUGAAAGAGAAGAUGAAGCAGAUGAAUUCUUUUCUAUUGGGAGUUGUUUCUCCUUGUGUCCGAGUGCUGCUAGUCGGGAAGCAUUUCUAUCGGCUAACACGGAUUUUUCCCGUUCUUCGAGCAUAAACAAAAUCGAUUUCCCGGAGAUAUGGAAAUUCGAUUUCCGAGAUUUUAGCAGGCGAUCAAUCAUUCACGAACUGUGUCAUUGUGAAGGGUGGCCAUUUGGGUUAUGCAAGAAGACUGUGUUACUCCCGCCUCUGCCUAAAUCCCCUUCCGAGUCUUGGUCUUGGCGUAAAGGCACCAAAUUGAGAUGCUAAGUCGCCAUAUUGUCUAAUUAUACUUGACAUUGUUGAGCACUGUUGAAUCCAAUGAAAGCAGCCAUAUAACAAUCAGAAUUUACACAGUUUAACCAACAAUGAGUGCUGUUGUCCAACACUAUAAAUGCAGCACAGAGAUUCAUCUGCUGAUUCCUGACGAUGGAUUGAAAAUGGUUACUGCAGACUGUAUGAUCUAAACAGGUUAAUUUUAGCCUAGGAUGUUAAUCACGGAUCAGGCAAGAAUGAACAAAUAGCAUAGUGCAGAUUCUCACAUCUUAUUCACAGAAUGGAAAAGUUACCUCACUUCUAA